AUGGCCAUAUUCGGCAUCUCGCAUACGGCGAACACGGUGGUCGGAAAUGACUUCAUCCGGGGGAUCAGUGGAGGAGAACGGAAACGUGUGAGCAUUGCCGAAGCAGUGCUGACCGACGCCGCGUUGCAAUGCUGGGACAACAGUACGCGCGGGCUGGACAGCGCCAAUGCAGUGGAAUUCUGCAGAACGCUUCGUACAGCCACCGAGCUUUUACAAUCCACCGUCCUGGUCUCCCUUUAUCAAGCGCCCCAGGAGGCAUAUGAUCUUUUUGACAAGGUCACGGUUCUGUAUGAAGGACGGCAAAUCUUUUUUGGACAGACAUCUCAAGCACGCGCAUAUUUUGAAGAAUUGGGUUUUGAGUGCCCCGAGCGGCAGACAACGCCGGACUUCCUCACCUCGAUGACCAGCCCGAAGGAACGUCUCGUGCGGCCGGGGUUUGAGGAUAAAGCCCCACGUACAGCAACAGAAUUCGAGGAAAGGUGGAAGAAAAGCAAACCGCACCAGCAGCUGAUGCUUUGCAUUGAGGCGUACGAAAGUAAGUUCAGCCUGGGAGGCGAAUGUCUGGACGAAUUUGUGGCCUCUCGCAAGGCCCAACAGGCAAGCGGCCAAAGAAAAAAAUCCCCGUAUACGCUGUCGUACAUGCAACAGACGUCGCUGUGUCUUUGGCGUGGUUGGAAGCGCUUGCUUGCAGAUCCCUCCUUGACGUACAUCCAGCUUGGAGGCAAUACCAUCAUGGCUCUGGUCUUGGGCAGCAUAUUCUUCAACCUACACAAUGACACGAACAGCUUCUAUGGACGAGGAGGGUUAAUCUUCUUUGCUCUUCUGCUGAGCGCCUUUGCCAGUGUUCUUGAGAUCUUGACGCUCUAUGAACAACGGCCGAUUGUGGAGAAACACAAUCGAUUUGCUCUUUACCACCCGUCUGCCGAAGCCGCCGCCAGCAUGCUGACUGACCUCCCGUAUAAAGUGCUUAACACGCUGUGCUUCAACCUCACGUUAUAUCUCAUGGCAAACCUACGGCGAGAAGCCGGGCCCCUGUUCUUUUUCCUUUUUGUUGCUUUCCUCAGCACGAUAGUGACAUCUAGCUUGUUCCGGACGAUUGCAUCCGUGUCCCGUACCAUGUCACAGGCGAUGGUGCCAGCCGCUUUACUGGUCCUAGGCUUGAUCAUGUACACUGGCUUCACAAUGCCAACCAUGUACAUGCCUGGAUGGUCGCGGUGGAUGGCCUAUGUCAAUCCGCUCAGUUACGCUUUCGAGUCUCUGAUGAUCAACGAGUUCCACAAUCGCAGGUUCUCGUGCUCGGUCGUCAUCCCCUCGGGGUCGGACUACAGCGCCAUCGGCAUCAAUAACCGGGCCUGUGCAGAGGUCGGAAACACUCUCGGUUCGACGACAAUCCAGGGAGACAUAUACAUCAGCGAAAAGUUCCAAUAUUACCAUUCCAACAAAUGGCGUAACGUGGGAAUCCUUAUCGCCUUCUGGGUUAUCUUCACGGUCAUCUACCUGGCCGCGACCGAGGUGCUCAACAUGGCUAAGAGCAAAGGUGAAGUUCUCAUUUUCCGCCGCAGCCAUUUCGUCAACAAAAAGUCAACACGGCGAAUGGCCGAAGUCGACGAUGAAGAGGCCCUCGGGGCCGAAAUGGUCACGAUGGCGCAGUCAGCCACAACAGAUGAGACGCACGCUCCCUCCCACAAUGGCCGGAUUCUCCAAUGGAAAGACGUGUGUUACGAUAUCAAGAAUAAAGGUGAGGUCCGGCGUAUCCUGGACCACGUCGACGGAUGGGUUCAACCUGGAACUCUGACCGCCUUGAUGGGUGUUUCUGGUGCCGGUAAAACAACACUCCUCAACGUUCUCGCCAACCGCGUCACGACCGGCGUGGUCACCGGCAGCAUGCUCGUCGAUGGCCUGCCCAUCGAUGACUCCUUCCAGCGCAAAACAGGCUAUGUUCAGCAGCAAGAUGUCCAUCUCUCAACCUGCAGCGUGCGUGAGUCCCUCGAAUUUAGUGCACUUCUCCGCCAGCCGGCGAGCGUAUCACAGGAAGAGAAACUCGCCUACGUGAGUGAAGUGAUCAGACUCCUCGAGAUGGAAGAAUACGCAGACGCCAUCGUUGGCAUCCCCGGUGAAGGGCUGAACAUCGAGCAGCGUAGACGUCUUACUAUUGGAAAUGAGCUAGCCGCGAGGCCCGAGUUGCUCCUGUUUCUGGACGAACCGACCUCCGGACUGGACUCGCAGACCUCGUGGGCGAUUUGCCAACUGCUGAAACGACUUGCACGCAGUGGUCAGGCGAUUCUGUGUACGAUCCACCAGCCGUCUGCCAUUCUAUUCCAGGAAUUCGAUAACUUGCUACUUCUCGCGAAAGGCGGCAAAACUGUGUACUUUGGAGAAAUUGGCAAGGACUCGGCCACUCUCAUCCGGUAUCUGGAGUCCAAUGGAGCAAGCCAGUGUUCUCCUGGAGCUAACCCGGCCGAGUGGAUGUUAACCGUGAUCGGUGCCGCGCCCGGAUCGCAAACCACUGUUGACUGGCCAAAGAUCUGGCGUCAUUCACAUGAGUAUCAGUCCGUCAAGGCGAAAUUUCACGAAAUCCAGACCUCGAGGACUACCACAGACGACAACCUACAAAUGCAGCCAUCCAAUCGGUCAAACAACGGGUCUUAUGCCGCAUCGUUUUCGCAUCAGUGGUGGUUCGUUCAGAAACGUGUUGCUGCGCAAUACUGGAGAACACCGUCGUACAUUUAUUCCAAAAUCGCCCUUACAGUGGCCUCGGCUCUAUUCAUCGGGUUCAGCUUUUACAAUGCGCAGAAUACCAUCCAAGGGCUCCAGAACCAGAUGUACGCCGUGAUGAUGCUACUCAGUAUGUUCGGACAGCUCAGCGAGCAGAUUAUGCCUCAGUUUAUCAACCAGCGGGAUGUCUAUGAAGCGAAUGAGGGGCCAUCCAAGGUAUAUGAUUGGAAAGUCUUGAUGCUGAGCAAUCUUGUGAUUGAGAUCUUCUGGAACACCUUGAUGGCCGUGAUGGCCUACUUCUGCUGGUACUAUCCCAUCGGACUAUACCAGAACGCCAUUUCCACGCACGAAGUCACCUCCCGCGGCGGUCUGGCGUUCUUAUUCAUCUGGGCCUUUAUGAUGUUCACCAGUACCUUUACGCACAUCCUCAUUGCUGGGAUCGACAGUGCCGAUUCGGCCGGGAGUGUUGGAAACAUCUGCUAUAUGCUAUGUAUAUCUUUUUGCGGCAUCCUCGUCAAAAAGACUUCCCUCCCCGGAUUCUGGAUAUUCAUGUACUACGUUUCCCCGUUUACAUGGCUCGCCUCCGGGCUUCUUUCGACCGGUGUAGCCAACACGGAGAUUUUCCUCCCGCCAGCAAGCCAGUCGUGCGGCUCGUACAUGACCUCCUACAUCUCGUCGUUCGGUGGGUACUUAAUCGAUCCAAACAACACCGAGCACUGUGAGUUUUGCCAACUGAGCAAUACGAAGGAGUAUCUCAGCACGGUCAAUAUCCGGUACGAGGAUCGCUGGAGGGAUUUCGGAAUUGUCCUGGUAUAUGUUGUGGUUAAUGCCGUGGGAGCUGUUGGUGUGUAUUGGCUGCUUCGGGUGCCGAAGAAAGGAGGGGGCUUGGGAAGCGGAAGGCAGAAGAAAGGCCAUGAGGGGGAAGAAGCACAAAAACAGAAUGACGUUGUAUAG
This is a messenger RNA of Penicillium samsonianum, 3669 nucleotides long. Its product is annotated as CDR ABC transporter. Gene Ontology annotation, molecular function: ATP hydrolysis activity; ATP binding; ABC-type transporter activity. The record is from RefSeq and is a predicted model, not a curated record. Gene Ontology annotation, biological process: transmembrane transport. NCBI's taxonomy places the organism in Eukaryota, Fungi, Ascomycota, Eurotiomycetes, Eurotiales, Aspergillaceae. Gene Ontology annotation, cellular component: membrane. The coding region runs from base 1 to 3669 and encodes 1222 amino acids. The transcript is spliced from 11 exons.